AUGGCUGCUCUGAUAAGGGAAAAACAGAAACUGCAUCUUGAUGAGGAGGGUUUACUGUACAGGAAAACUUCCAGCCGAACACAGCUACUCCUGCCCAAGAGGUUCCACAAGCUGGUGUACAGAGAACUUCAUGAGGAGAUGGGUCAUCUGGGAGUAGAGAGAGUCCUGGCCCUCAUCCGGGAUCACUUUUACUGGCCUCAUAUGCAGAGGGACGUGGAACACUACAUAACACAGGUGUGUAGCUGUCUGAAAAACAAGCUCCCCAACAAGCCAACCAGAGCACCCCUGACCAGCAUCAUUACAACUUACCCGUUUGAGCUGGUCUCCAUUGAUUUCUUGCAUUUGGAGAAAUCCGCAGCACAAUCAACAGUAACUACAGAAGAUUCAACAACUACUACAACAACUACAACAACUACUCCAGGGACAGCGGCUCCAGCGACAUCAGCUCCAGUGACAACAAUCGCUGUUUUCACCACAGUUUCUCCAGCGACAACAGUAGCUGCUUCUGCCACAGCUACCCCGGGAACAACAGGUGCUCCAGCCACAACUGCUGCUGCCUCCACCACAGCUGCUCCAGCCACAACAGCUGCUGCCUCCACCACAGCUGCUCCAGCCACAACAGCUCCAGCAACAACAGUCGCUGCUUCCACCACAGCUGCCCCAGCAAUAACAGCUGUCCCCUCCACCACAGGUGCUCCAGCCACAACAGCUGCUCCAGCCACAACAGCUGCUGCCUCUACCACAGCUCCUCCAGCUACAACGGCUCAAGUGACAACAGUUGCUGCUUCCACCACAGCUGCCCCUGGAAUAACAGGGGGCGCUUCCACCACAGCUGGUCCAGUGACAACAGGUGCUGCCUCCACCGCAAAUGCUCCAGCGACAACCGCCGGUGCUUCCACCACAGCCGCCCCAGCAAUAACAGCAGUCCCCUCCACCACAGGUGCUCCAUCCACAACAGCUGCUGACUCCACCACAGCUGCUCCAGCCACAACAGCUCCAGCAACAACAGUCGCUGCUUCCACCACAGCCGCCCCAGCAAUAACAGCAGUCCCCUCCACCAUAGGUGCUCCAGCCACAACAGCUGCUGACUCCACAACAGCUGCUCCAGCCACAACAGCUGCUGCCUCUACCACAGCUCCUCCAGCUACAACGGCUCAAGUGACAACAGUCGCUGCUUCCACCACAGCUGCCCCUGGAAUAACAGGGGGCGCUUCCACCACAGCUGGUCCAGUGACAACAGCUGCUGCCUCCACCACAGCUGCUCCAGCCACAACAGGUCCAGCAACAACAGUCGCUGCUUCCACCACAGCCCCCCCAGCAAUAACAGCUGUCCCCUCCACCACAGGUGCUCCAGCCACAACAGCUGCUCCAGCCACAACAGCUGCUGCCUCUACCACAGCUCCUCCAGCUACAACGGCUCAAGUGACAACAGUUGCUGCUUCCACCACAGCUGCCCCUGGAAUAACAGGGGGCGCUUCCACCACAGCUGGUCCAGUGACAACAGGUGCUGCCUCCACCGCAAAUGCUCCAGCGACAACCGCCGGUGCUUCCACCACAGCCGCCCCAGCAAUAACAGCAGUCCCCUCCACCACAGGUGCUCCAUCCACAACAGCUGCUGACUCCACAACAGCUGCUCCAGCCACAACAGCUCCAGCAACAACAGUCGCUGCUUCCACCACAGCCGCCCCAGCAAUAACAGCAGUCCCCUCCACCAUAGGUGCUCCAGCCACAACAGCUGCUGACUCCACAACAGCUGCUCCAGCCACAACAGCUGCUGCCUCUACCACAGCUGCUCCAGCUACAACGGCUCAAGUGACAACAGUUGCUGCUUCCACCACAGCUGCCCCUGGAAUAACAGGGGGUGCUUCCACCACAGCUGGUCCAGUGACAACAGGUGCUGCCUCCACCGCAAAUGCUCCAGCGACAACCGCCGCUGCUUCCACCACAGCCGCCCCAGCAAUAACAGCAGUCCCCUCCACCACAGGUGCUCCAGCCACAACUGCUUCUCCAGUGACAACAGCUCCAGUGACAACAGUUGCUGCUUCCACCACAGCUGCCCCAGCAAUAACAGCUGUCCCCUCCACCACAGGUGCUCCAGCCACAACUGCUGCUGCCUCCACCACAGCUGCUCCAGCCACAACAGCUGCUGCCUCCACCACAGCUGCUCCAGCCACAACAGCUCCAGCAACAACAGUCGCUGCUUCCACCACAGCUGCCCCAGCAAUAACAGCUGUCCCCUCCACCACAGGUGCUCCAGCCACAACAGCUGCUCCAGCCACAACAGCUGCUGCCUCUACCACAGCUCCUCCAGCUACAACGGCUCAAGUGACAACAGUCGCUGCUUCCACCACAGCUGCCCCUGGAAUAACAGGGGGCGCUUCCACCACAGCUGGUCCAGUGACAACAGCUGCUGCCUCCACCACAGCUGCUCCAGCCACAACAGGUCCAGCAACAACAGUCGCUGCUUCCACCACAGCCGCCCCAGCAAUAACAGCUGUCCCCUCCACCACAGGUGCUCCAGCCACAACAGCUGCUCCAGCCACAACAGCUGCUGCCUCUACCACAGCUCCUCCAGCUACAACGGCUCAAGUGACAACAGUUGCUGCUUCCACCACAGCUGGUCCAGUGACAACAGGUGCUGCCUCCACCGCAAAUGCUCCAGCGACAACCGCCGCUGCUUCCACCACAGCCGCCCCAGCAAUAACAGCAGUCCCCUCCACCACAGGUGCUCCAGCCACAACUGCUGCUCCAGUGACAACAGCUCCAGUGACAACAGUCGCUGCCUCCACCACAGCUGCUCCAGCCACAACAGCUCCAGCAACGACAGCUGCUCCAGCCACAACAGCUGCUGACUCCACAACAGCUGCUCCAGCCACAACAGCUGCUGCCUCUACCACAGCUGCUACAGCUACAAGGACUCAAGUGACAACAGUCGCUGCUUCCACCACAGCUGCCCCAGGAAUAACAGGGGGCGCUUCCACCACAGCUGGUCCAGCCACAACAGCUGCUGCCUCCACCACAGCUGCUCCAGCCACAACAGGUCCAGCAACAACAGUCGCUUCUUCCACCACAGCCACCCCAGCAAUAACAGCUGUCCCCUCCACCACAGGUGCUCCAGCCACAACUGCUGCUCCAGCCACAACAGCUGCUCCAGCCACCACAGGUGUUCCAGCCACAACAGCUGCUCCAGCCACAACAGCUGCUGCCUCUACCACAGCUGCUCCAGCUACAAGGACUCAAGUGACAACAGUCGCUGCUUCCACCACAGCUGCCCCUGGAAUAACAGGGGGCGCUUCCACCACAGCUGGUCCAGUGACAACCGCUGCUGCUUCCACCACAGCCGCCCCAGCAAUAACAGCAGUCCCCUCCACCACAGGUGCUCCAGCCACAACUGCUGCUCCAGCCACAACGGCUGCUGCCUCCACCACAGCAGCUCCAGCGACAACAGCCACCACCUCCAUCACAGCUACACCAGCAACAAUAGCCAUCACCUCCACCACAGUGGCUCCAGCAACAACAGCUGCUGCCUCCACCACAGCAGCUCCAGUGACAACCGCUGCUGCCUCCACCACAGCGGCUCCAGCAACAACAGCCACCAUCUCCAUAACAGCUACACCAGCAACAAUAGCCACCGCCUCCACCACAGUUGCACCUGGGACAACAGCUCAAGUGACAACAGCCGCUGCCUCUACCACAGCUGCCCCUGGAAUAACAGGGGGCGCUUCCACCACAGCUGGUCCAGUGACAACAGCUGCUGCCUCCACCGCAAAUGCUCCAGCGACAACAGCUCCAGCGACAACCGCCGCUGCUUCCACCACAGCCGCCCCAGCAAUAACAGCAGUCCCCUCCACCACAGGUGCUCCAGCCACAACGGCUGCUGCCUCCACCACAGCAGCUCCAGCGACAACAGCCACCACCUCCAUCACAGCUACACCAGCAACAAUAGCCAUCACCUCCACCACAGUGGCUCCAGCAACAACAGCUGCUGCCUCCACCACAGCAGCUCCAGCGACAACAGCCACCACCUCCAUCACAGCUACACCAGCAACAAUAGCCAUCACCUUCACCACAGUGGCUCCAGCGACAACAGCCACUGCCUCCACCACAGCAGCUCCAGCGACAACAGCCACCACCUCCAUCACAGUGGCUCCAGCGACAACAGCCGCUGCCUCCACCACAGCUGCACCAGCGACAACAGCUGCUGCCUCCACCACAGCUGCACCAGCGACAACAGCCGCUGCCUCCACCACAGCUGCACCAGCAACAACAGCUGCUGCCUCCACCACAGCGGCUCCAGCAACAACAGCCACCAUCUCCAUCACAGCUACACCAGCAACAAUAGCCACCGCCUCCACCACAGUUGCACCUGGGACAACAGCUCAAGUGACAACAGCUGCUGCCUCCACCACAGCUGCUCCAACGACAUCAUCUCAGCCUGUUACAUCAAAGAUGUUGGUAUUUCAAUCCUUUGGAGUGACUUUUACAGAUGACCUGCGGAAUUCUUCAUCUACAGCGUUCAGAAAACGAGCCACACUGACAGUGGACACACUUGAACCUAUUUACAAAAAGAAAUUUUCCACGUACCACUCAAUGACUGUGAUUAGAUUUAGCAAUGGAUCAAUCAUCACUGACCUUAUUAUUCAGUUUGGAUCUACAUCAGUCCCUAAUAACACUGAGAUUGGAAAUGUUUUGAUCAGUGCAGCACCAAACAUAACAGCCUUCAACAUUACCACCAGCUCUGUUGUUGUCAGUGACACAGCAACAACUGCUGCCCCCACUCUCAGUACUACUGCUGCUACAAAUACAACUGGUAGUGUGACAUUUACAGCUACCAAUACUACAACUCCAGUGGCUCCAACUACAGUUGUGAACACUCCAUCUGCAGCUACAAAUGCAACCACAGCAACCAUUACAACCACCACAUCUGUAACAUCUACAACUGCUGAGCCAGUAACAGAACUACUGCUACAAUUCAAAACAAAUGAAACAUUUAUACAAGACUUGGCCAAUCAGACAUCUACAGAAUUUAAAAAUCGAGACACACUGCUAGUGACAACAAUUAAACCUUUUUACAGUGCAAAAUUUUCUUCAUUCCGCUCACUGAAAGCAGUUUCAUUCAGUAAUGGAUCAAUUAUCAACAAAAUGUCCAUUGGAUUUUCAUCUUCAUUGGUCCCUAAUGCAACUGAGAUUGGAAAGGUUUUGAUCAAUGCAGCCUCCAACAUAACAGCCUUCAACAUUAACGCCACCUCUAUUUCUGUGAAUGGCACACAAGUGUCACAUGCAGUGAGCCACAACAUCAGUCUCCUCACUGCAUCCUGCAUGGUGCUGCUGUCAUGGCUGCUGUCAGGCCAGCAAUAACAUCUGUGCUGUUGCUCUUCCUAAAUCACUUGUCUGCUGUGACUGUGAAUGAAAAGGACUUCGUUCCCAAGAAGACCUUCUGGUUGAAUGCAAUCAUAGUAUGGCUUAAAAGGAAAUAAACUAAAAUGAACCUUUGUGUUAUCAAUCGAUAUUUACAUAAUUUCUAACAAAUUGGUCAUUGGUUAUCAAUGUAUAAUAUAAGUCCUGUGAUACAGUCAUAAUCGAAGUUGGACAUAUUGUGUUUUAAUCCAUAAAGCAUUUCCUGAGCUUGUGAUUCUGACAGAAAAGAAUAAAAGUGAUAUUUAAAAAGAACUAGAUAUAAAAUUCAAAGUUAAAAUGCACAUUAAUAAUGAAGGAUAAGUGCAAAAACACAUCAAUUUAAUCAUACAGUAACUCAUAUUCUGAAUGGAACUUUUAAUCAUUUUCCAUUUGAUAUUCCUCGACUCACAUCCAUGAAGGAAAGAACCUAAUCCACUGAAAGAGUAAUGUGUGUAAUUAUUAAUGAAUAAUAUAAGGUCAGAUUGUGUGAAAGUAAUAGAAGUUAAGUAAUCUCCACACCCUCACCCCUCACCCCCACAGCUUCUCCAACAAACUGCACACAGCUGGACUGUGGCAUUCCUGAAAUGUAAGCUGCACGAACAAUGUCCUAUAUGAUUACCCAAUCACGUUUUAUAUAUUUAAAUCUAUUUAUACUGUGUGAGACUGUUCCUAUAAUUUAGAUGCCUAUAGUAAGAAAUAGCAAUACAAAAUCAGAAUCAGAAUCAGAAUACUUUAUUGAUCCCAGAGGGAAAUUUCUGUUGUUACAGCUGCAACCGUUUCAUUUAAAUGAGUAAACCAAAAACACAAUAACAUACACUAAAGGCAUAAAAAUAUAAAGACUAAAGAGAUACUUUAUAUCUGAUAUGACUAGUUCACUCAUAUCAACAAUUAAAAACAUAACAAAUUUAUAUACUUUAUCAAUGUAAUACCUGUUUUUUGUUUUAUUUUUUCAUGCAGAUAAAAAAGUCUGUCAUGCUAUGCUCAAGAUGCUUCCA
Archocentrus centrarchus (flier cichlid) is the source of this 6392-nucleotide messenger RNA. RefSeq names its product mucin-19-like. The record is from RefSeq and is a predicted model, not a curated record. Lineage: Eukaryota; Metazoa; Chordata; Actinopteri; Cichliformes; Cichlidae. The transcript has 10 exons. Bases 1 to 5358 code for a protein of 1785 amino acids.